AUGAUAGCUUUUCGCUGUGAAAUUAUAGCUCCCUCUUGUUGCCGUAGCAGUUCGAAACUUUGUAGGCUGGAAAAAAUCCCUGAGAAAUCUCUUAUCCUCCCCAAUGUUCUAGCUUGUGAACAUUGCGAUGCUAAGAGGUUUCACAUGGAGCCUCCUUCUUUUUGUUGCCGUAGCGGCGAGGUUAAAAUUGUCCCUCCUCCCAUGCCUUACAGUCUGAAGCGAUUAUUUACUGGUUCUGAUAAGGAGUGCGAGGACUUUCAAAGAAAAGCCCGCACUUAUAAUAAUAAUGUCGCUUUUACAUCGUAUGCUGCAAAAUAUGACAGGAAAUUAACAAAAAACAAGCCUGGAGUGUAUACGUUUCGAGUUCAGGGUCAGGUUUAUCACUUUUUGAACUCUUUGCUGUCAAACGGUGAUCAACCUAGUGGAAUUCAGUUAUACUUUUAUGAUACUGAUGAAGAAUUAAGGAGGAGGACUGAAAACUGCGAUAAGCUUCGUGAGAGUACUUUGAAGCUGCUUAUGAGUAUACUCCAAGAUAAUCCUUAUGCAAAAUUCUUUAAGAGCUUAAGGGAUCUUCCAAAUCUUGAGGAUCAUACAAUUAUUCUCAAUUCUAAUCCUACCUUAGACCAGCGAGUAUAUAAUCUUCCUACUGCAUCCCAAGUUGCUGCUAUUUGGACUGAAAUUGAUGAUGAUUCAGUUGAUAUGCGUCCUCACAUUCAGGUCUAUAGUCACUCUAGCAUGAGUUAUAGAGUUCAGCCUUAUUAUGGAUGCUGUGAUUCUUUGCAGUACCCUCUCCUCUUUCCUAGAGGUGAAUCUGGGUGGCAUUAUGGAAUUAAGCGCUUUCAUAAGAAGGAGAAAAAGGGAAAUUUGUCUGCCAUCAACCAAUCUGUUGAUCUUUCCUCCGUAGAUACUCCAUCACAGCUGUUAGAGUUGGAACAAAGAGGCACUGAGGACUAUUUUGUGUCUGCUAGAGAAUAUUAUUGUUACAAGUUUCAAGUGAGAGAUGAUGAUGCAUCUAUGUUGCUGCACACCCUUAGGUUGUUUCAACAGUUUGUCGUGGGUUCUUAUAUUAAGAUCGAGACGUCUAGGCUUGACUUUCACAGAAAAAAACAAAAUGCAAUACGUACUGAAAUUCUCCAAGGGGUUUUAGAUAGCAUUGCUAUUGGUCAGACGCAGGGUUCUAAAGUUGGUCGAAGGACUAUUUUACCUGCUUCUUUUAUUGGGGUUCCGAGGGACAUGAAACGCAGAUAUUUGGAUGCAAUGGCUUUGGUUCAGAAAUAUGGAAAGCCUGACAUUUUUUUGACCAUGACAUGCAAUCCAAUGUGGAAGGAAAUUCAUGAAGGUUUGCGAUAUACAGAAAAGCCGCAGGAUAGGCCUGAUUUAUUGUCUAGAGUUUUUAGAGCUAAAUUUGAAGUGGUCAAGAAUGAGCUUCUGCACAAACACAUUUUUGGAGAGGUUGCAGCGUGUGUCUAUGCUAUCGAAUUUCAGAAGCACGACCUUCCUCAUGCUCAUGUCCUCUUAAUUCUUAAGCCUGAGUUCAAAUUAUUAAAUGCUGAAUCGUAUGAUAAAAUUGUUUGUGCUGAACUUCCUGAUCCAAAAGAGGAUCAGCACUUGUACUCUCUCGUUGUGAAACAUAUGCUUCAUGGUCCCUGUGGAGAUAUGGAUAGAAGUUACCCUUACAUGAAAAAUGGUUCUUGUAAAAGCCAUUAUCCAAAAGAUUUUUCUGAACAUACUAUUCAUGCCGAAGAUUCUUACCCGUGUUAUAGAAGGAGGGAUGAUGGUAGAAAGAUGAAGUUCGUCGGCAUGAAUUGGAUAAUCGAUGGGUUAUACCUCAUAAUCGAUACCUCCUUACUUUGA
Coffea eugenioides is the source of this 1854-nucleotide messenger RNA. RefSeq lists its product as uncharacterized. The transcript has 2 exons. The record is from RefSeq and is a predicted model, not a curated record. Bases 1 to 1854 code for a protein of 617 amino acids. Lineage: Eukaryota; Viridiplantae; Streptophyta; Magnoliopsida; Gentianales; Rubiaceae.